This is a messenger RNA of Misgurnus anguillicaudatus (oriental weatherfish), 3717 nucleotides long. RefSeq names its product PROP paired-like homeobox 1 (gene prop1). Gene Ontology annotation, biological process: regulation of transcription by RNA polymerase II. The record is from RefSeq and is a predicted model, not a curated record. Gene Ontology annotation, molecular function: DNA-binding transcription factor activity, RNA polymerase II-specific; RNA polymerase II transcription regulatory region sequence-specific DNA binding. Lineage: Eukaryota; Metazoa; Chordata; Actinopteri; Cypriniformes; Cobitidae.
UUCAUCCAGAAAGAUAGAUGGAUUGAUGGAUGGAUGGAUGCUGUACAUGCAGAUAGAUGGAUGGAUGGAUGGAUGGAUGCUGUAUAUGCAGGUAGUGAGAUAGAUAGAUAGAUAGAUAGAUAGAUAGAUAGAUAGAUAGAUAGAUAGAUAGAUAGAUAGAUAGAUAGAUAGAUAGAUAGAUAGAUAGAUAGAUAGAUAGAUAGAUAGAUAGAUGUCGUGUUGGCAGUGGUAACAGGUUGAUCUAUAAUCUAUUAUUGCUGUACAUGCAGAUAGAUAAAUGGACAGAUGGACGGACAGACAGACAGAUAGAGUAGAUGUGUGUUGUGUUGGCAGUGGUAAAUGUGUGAUCCAGGAUCUAUUAAUUCACAGGGAAUGGGUUGGCAGCAGAUGCUAGAAGAUGAAGUAAAGUAUAUAGAGUUACUCCAGAUCAAUCUGUUGGUUUCUUUGCAGGCCAGGUCACACAGAUUCAUUAUACUCUAUAUGACCUCAAGCACAAAAAGUUACUCAGCUGUGGCUUAAGAAUAACGCGAGUGAACAGCAUGCAAGCCCAACUUCUUUUUCUUUCCCCCAAAUGAAUAAAUCAUGUUUUAACCGCAGGAUAGAACAAACAGAUCCUGGCAGCUCUGGUCGAGUAGACCGUGAAGUCCCUGAGGCGCACUAGUCACCAACACUGGCAAACGUGACACUUCUGUUUGCCAUGUGUUAAACUUUGAAGUUGACUUAGAUCUGGUAGAGACCUUCUCUGUGGUUACAGAUCUGAGUCUUUAUCCUUACAGGAGGAACAAUGUGAUUGUGGGGGAUUGGGGGCUUGUCCUCUGAGAUGAUGCCUAUUUAUUUAAACAGGGUAGAAGGGACCCACCCAUCAAAAUGUUGUUCUGGGCUCUCCUAGCAACAGACCACACCAUAGUAUACCACACCGUGCCACAAACCAUGCACCACAAUGUUUAUAAGUGCAAAAUAUAAACUUAUGUAAGCGAUUCAUUUCAGCUCACAGAUAUUAUUAAUUAUAUUGUUCGGUUCGAGUGUGGUCAGACUUUGACCUCUUGUGUUUACUUCUCCCUCUGGUGUUAAAAGCAGUCAAUUACAUUUGCUGCUUCAUUCCAUUCCAAGCCACAUCAUUUUACAAAAUGUCACUUAUUGAGGCCUAGAUGUAAAAUGAGCCUUUAUUUAUGUAUGCAAGUACACUGUGUUACAUCAAAAUAACUAAAAUAAUAGUAAAUAUGUGACACAGUCAAUGAAAAUCCAACUAAAGACGUUUUUGUGAUUUAGCCAAUUUAACUCUGUGGAUCCUGUACCGGGUCCAAAAUUAAUUAUUAUGACUAAAUAUAAAAUAUUCCUUUAAUUUCUAAAGCUUAGAAUCUCUACUUUCUGCAGAUAUGCAUCACUUUGAGAUAUAUUUUACUGUAAGAAAGUUAUUUACACUUAAUUUACGCUAUCACCCGCACAUAUUUUUUUAUAUCAUUUAAUAUUCACAUAUUUCAUAUUUAUCAAGUAUGACAAACAUGGGCAAGUCUUAUAUCAAAUGAAAGCUCUCACUCUCUGGAAUAAGGCUACAAUCAUCGAAUGAAUAAUGAGGUAAAAAAAAGGGGCUUUUGUAAACGUAUGUGAAACUUGAGCGUGAACUGCCUCAGAUAGCACAGAUAACCACAAAUACACCAUCUUUUGUCUUAGGUCCUACUUUAAAAAAUGAGUUCAUUCACAGCAUUUUCUUUGGUUGUGUGCAUAAAUAAUCCCUUGAUAUUUAUUAUAUGUGCAAAACAAAAAAGUAUUUUAUAUGAAAAAUGUAUUUUCACACCCUUCAGUAAAAUAAGAAUAACUUUUGAAUUGGACAUGCUAAAGAGUUCAUUCUUUUUUUGGGUGUUUACUGUCUGCUGCUGUUAACAACCAGAACUGUCUGCAGUCUGCUAGAGCACACAGAACCAGAGUUAUUCACUUUCAAAACAGUGUUUACAACAUAAAAAAAGAAAAUUUGGUGUUUCAUCAUAUGAAAAACAACAUAAAAAACAAUAUUUGUCACAAACAGCAGCUUUUUAUGUAACUUCAAAGGGUUUUCUGUAAAAUGAUAUAAAGAAAUUGCAUUUAUUCCACUGUAUGUGGUUAUGGGGACACUUCAAAUGUUUUUAGGUGGAAAUUGUAUACAAAAAGGGUAUUAUUCCUCCCUUCAAUUGGAGUAAAAUAACUUUUGCAUAGAUUAUGAUAAAGAAAAAAAUCCCUUUUCUUCUGUAAGCUGACAAUUGCUGGAAUCAAACAAAACUGCCUGCAGGUUUCGUUACCACUCAGGGCCAGAGUUAUACACUUUUAAAUACAGACUUUAGAAAAAAAACAUCAAAAAGCGCCUAUUUAUUUUGUGUUUAUUAGAGGACUGAUAACACAUCCAACCAUGUUUUAGCACUUUCAACAGUGUUUUAUGAAAUUUCAAAAUGUUACCUCUGCAUGUGGGUAUGGGAAGCUUUUGAAAUUGGGUAGGCCAAAUCCAGGCGUAAAUCCAGAAAAUAGCCUCAGAGUGUAAGAAGCUUAGGCUACUUUUUCUAUUUAAAAUCAUCAUACAUAUUUAAAGGACAUCUAGUGAAAAUAUAACUUUGAUAUCUUUAAACUCGACCGAGUAAUGUCAUGCCAAAGCCUGAAAUAAAAUUUUGAGACAUAAGCCUGGAUUUCACAGGGUCACUUACAUAAAUUUGUUAACUAUUGCAAUCAUAUAAAGGUUUGCACUGAAGGUAUAGCAGCAGGUGGAUUUUCGUGGGAUUUCAGCAUCAUUGUGAGGUGAGAGGUGUGACUGCUCUGUGAUGUCACUGUGCAUAAUGUGAAAAAGCAAAGCUCAGUCAAGACGGAGGUCAAAGCUGUAUCCUGUCUGCAGCCCGGUGAGAGUUUGCAAUGGACACUGCCAAACCUGAGCAACAGUACUGUGAAAAUUACUCUGAAGGCACCGUCAGUUCAAGCGCAGAUGUUCAUAAUCACUCAAGGAAAGAUUCUGGGACAUCUGAGAACGCCAGGGUUGGACGAGCGAGAACAUACCAGUCACCGUCCCGUAGACGACACAGGACGACCUUCAGCAAUGAACAACUGGAACAGCUGGAGUUAUCUUUCAGACAGAACCACUAUCCUGAUAUCUACUACCGAGAGGAGCUGGCAAGAGCCACCAAACUAAAUGAAGCUCGCAUACAGGUUUGGUUCCAGAACCGGCGUGCCAAGCAGCGAAAGCAGGAUCGAAGCACCCAGAAAGCCCUGCCAGUUGGCAUGAUGCAAGGACGCAGGCCUCUCUUUGGCAGCGUUUGCGUGUCUGCCUCUGCCAUGGGACGGCAGUACCAGUGCCAUCACUCCCUGCCACACAUACCCAGAUUCUCUUCGGUGCUGCCCCCUGGAGGCUAUCCGGCCCAUUCGACCUCCAGCAAUCAUUUAUCUUGUUCACCAGGUCCUGCUUCUUCACAGGCCAGCAGACAGUCUGAUAACUGGUACAAUCAUCUCUGUAACAUCGGACCCAGCGGUCUGCCUCCUGCGUCAAUGCUGUCUCUGACCUCUGUAUCUGCACUGGAACCUGCUAGCCACUGGAACUAGAGAGAGGGUAGAGCUGCAUAGGGUUGAGUAGCUGUACACGUCUGGCUCUUUUGUGAGGAGUCAUUUAUUAUUUUUGUAUCUUUUAGAAGCUUUAGAAGAAAAAUUAAAAACGUUUUAAUUCAAAGGUUGAUUUUUGUCUUUAUUUUAGCUGCAAACACACAACAA